Molecule: messenger RNA, 2548 nt
Organism: Cornus florida
Lineage: Eukaryota; Viridiplantae; Streptophyta; Magnoliopsida; Cornales; Cornaceae
Product: NAC domain-containing protein 75-like
Exons: 7
Coding region: 602-1969 (455 amino acids)
Biological process (GO): regulation of DNA-templated transcription
Cellular component (GO): nucleus
Molecular function (GO): transcription cis-regulatory region binding; DNA-binding transcription factor activity
Source: RefSeq, a predicted model, not a curated record
ACACACACACACAGAAAACCGUCUACAUAAAUAAAUAUAUGCUUCUUCUACUUAAAUUAGCAAAGAGAGAGUUAAAGGUGGAAUAUAGGGUAUGAGACACCUUUUCCUUUAUCUCACUGGCUAGCUUCAGUUAAAGUGGAGAGGGAAUUCCGUGUUUUCCAUGGUUAAAGCCAAGGUUUUAUAGCUCAACUCUCCCUACUCUCAAAGCUUCUUCUUCUUUCUCUCUCCCUCUCCCUCUCUCUCUCUCUCUCUCUCUCACUCCCCUUCUAAUCGUUUCCUCACCUCUUCUCUCCUCUCUUCUCUUCCCUCUCUCUUUGGCUUUACCAGUUCCUCUUAAGGAAGAAUAUUUCUUCUUCUGAAGAAGAUCAUCGAUCAGAUCUCUAGCUAUCAAAAUUAUGAGCACUAGUCUUGCAGAAGGGUAUUGCCUGAUAUUGAAGUUUUAACUUUAAAGAGGUUGAUUGGGAUCUAUAUGUGAGAAUAUAUUAGUGGUAUUUAAUUAUAUGAUCAGAUAGAGUGAGAGUUUUAUGGAAUAUAUAUUUCAAUUAAUAAUAAGUUGAUAGAAAGAAAGUUUUGUGGGUUGGAGUGAAAGAAAGAAAGAAGCAUGAAUAAGGGUCAGUUGGGCUCCAUCAGCAGCUCUGAUCUCAUUGAUGCAAAGCUUGAAGAGCAUCAACUCUGUGGAUCCAAACACUGCCCAGGUUGUGGCCACAAGCUCGAAGGAAAGCCAGACUGGGUAGGUUUACCUGCAGGAGUGAAAUUUGAUCCAACAGACCAAGAAUUGAUUGAACAUCUUGAAGCAAAGGUAGAAGCUAAAGAUUCAAAAUCUCACCCUUUGAUAGAUGAGUUCAUCCCUACUAUUGAAGGAGAAGAUGGGAUUUGUUAUACUCAUCCAGAAAAACUUCCAGGAGUUACAAGAGAUGGGUUGAGUAGACAUUUCUUCCACAGACCUUCCAAGGCUUACACAACUGGUACAAGAAAGAGGAGAAAAAUCCAAACCGAAUGCGACUUGCAAGGCGGCGAGACCAGGUGGCACAAGACCGGCAAGACCCGGCCCGUCAUGGCGAAUGGCAAGCAGAAAGGGUGCAAGAAAAUCCUAGUCCUCUACACAAACUUUGGAAAGAACCGAAAACCCGAAAAAACCAACUGGGUCAUGCACCAAUAUCACUUGGGUCAGCAUGAAGAAGAGAAAGAAGGUGAGCUUGUGGUUUCAAAGAUAUUCUAUCAGACUCAACCUAGGCAAUGCAAUUGGUCUGACCGGAACGCUACCACCGGCGGCGGCGAAGGAAAUAGUGACCCUAAUAGCAGAAGAGAUAGUGGCAGUGGCAGCUGUUCUUCUAAGGAAUUAAUCAACCAGAGAGAUGAACUGUCCGCGACCGCGGUCGGUGCUGCAAUAUCAAGUUACAAUGCUAUGGACAUUCAGCAAUUGAAAGCUGACCAUUUUAGCUUUGCCCCGUUUAGAAAAAGCUUUGAUGAGGUGGGAAUAGGAGAGGCUUCAACUGCAAGGGAGGUUCCGGCGACAGGCACGUGCGAAGGGCGUGACAUCCACGAGCACCACCAAAGGCCGCACCAUGUGGCCCACGAACAUCAAAAACACCACCACCACCACCAUCAUCAGAUGGCAACAACAGCUUUCCACAUCAGCAGGCCUUCACACCCCAUCUCCACCAUCAUCUCUCCACCUCCCCUCCAUCACGCCUCCAUUAUUCUUGACGAAGACUCCUUCCAUGUCUCUGGAAUUAUGCUCCAAAAUGACAAUUUCCAGCAACAGCAACAACAUCAGCAGCAGCAGCAGCAGCAACAACAUCAUAAAAUGGGAGGGAGGUCUACAUCUGGUUUGGAGGAACUCAUAAUGGGCUGCACAUCAACUAAUGAUAUAAAAGAAGAGUCAUCCAUCACAAACCCACAAGAAGCAGAAUGGUUGAAAUACUCCACCUUCUGGCCUGACCCUGACAACCCGGAUCAUCAUGGGUAGGAGAGAGAGAGAAUAAACAAAACCCUAGACAGACAACAUCAUACUCAUCAUCAUUAGUACUUGAAGCCUUCUUGAACUUCUUUUUUCAACAAGAGGCCAAGAAGCCACCCUAUGUUUUGCUCUUUUCUUGUGUGGACCUGACUCCGACUCAGUUAUGAUGGUUCAACUGAACCAUUUGUACAACAACUCUCAUGUUGGGGAAGAAAGGAAAGAAAAGAACAGAAAAGGAAAAAGAAAGGAAAGAAAGGAAAAGAAAGCAAGAAAGGCUGCUCUCUGCUGACAAAUAGAAGGAGAAACGAAGACCCAAAGCAAAUCCCGUCCUGCAUGAAAAUCAUCACCAUUAUCAUUACAAUAUCAUCUUUAUGUGACAAUUCUUAUUAUUUGUUUAUUUUUAGUUGUUUGUAUAAUUUUUUUUUAUUAUUAUUUCUUUCUUUUCUUUUACAGCAAAAAACACCAAAGAGUGUGUGCAAAUUGCAACAGAAACUUUGUUAAAUGUGUUGUGGGUAGUCACUUUUUAGAAUAGAAAAUGUAUUAGGGUUCAAAUGAUUUCCCUUUAUAGAAAUGAAAUUGUUUACUGAA